CGCCGCACACGCCGCUGUAGGCGCGCGUACCGAUGCACCGUUGCAUAACUGAGCCCCCAACCCGUUCCACGGUUCGAUCAAAUUGCACCUGUACCCGGAAAAUAAAGGUGCACGGGCAAUUAACUCGAUCAGCAGCAGGCACCCAAAUUGCCGUGAAGCGCGGGACGUACGCGCCCAGCAAUUAGCUGGCAGCUGCCCGACACGCGUGCACCAAUUGGCGCGAUAAGCGGCUCGCAAAAAGUUCCCAAAUAAACUGGAACUGAUGCACCUGUAAUCUGUCGAGUGCGAGAGCCGGUCAGGGUGAGCGGACCGUGACCGCUGCUGACGACAUGAUCAUGCUGUUCAAGGGGAACAGCAGCAGGCUGGAGCAUCUGAUUGAGAAAAUUCAAGCUAACAAGGAGAAUCACGACGUAAUCGCAGACGAUAUAAAAGAGUUUAAUCCAACAAACCUGAUUGUAUUGGUAGUGGCACGGGGCUACUGUCUUUGGGGCUACUGUCUUUGA
Chilo suppressalis (striped riceborer) is the source of this 503-nucleotide messenger RNA. NCBI's taxonomy places the organism in Eukaryota, Metazoa, Arthropoda, Insecta, Lepidoptera, Crambidae. The record is from the annotation of a GenBank genome assembly.